Brachypodium distachyon (stiff brome) is the source of this 1955-nucleotide messenger RNA. Its product is annotated as protein trichome birefringence-like 19. Gene Ontology annotation, cellular component: Golgi apparatus. The transcript has 2 exons. Gene Ontology annotation, molecular function: O-acetyltransferase activity. Bases 518 to 1783 code for a protein of 421 amino acids. The record is from RefSeq and is a predicted model, not a curated record. NCBI's taxonomy places the organism in Eukaryota, Viridiplantae, Streptophyta, Magnoliopsida, Poales, Poaceae.
UUCCACUGUUUGUUUCCCCACAGGCCUUACCCAGGAAGGCACCUCGGGCUGUCGGGACGUGCAUGGGGUUCUUCGCAGUUCCGCACAACGUGCCGCAAGUUGCAUUUGACCUGAACCUAGUUGCGGUAGAAAUACAGCGGCGAACCACCGGAAGAUGACAUCUUUCUAGACGCGAACCGGAAGAUGCCACCAACACGUGAAAAUAGUACUUUUCACUAGAAGGUCUCAAACCGUGGCUAGCUCCAACCGAAUUGAAUCGUGUAAACCGCGCGUUCUGCUCUGCAGCGGCAGGGCCUUCGUGAGCAAUCUAGUAUAAAGGCCCUUUUAUCAGAUCAGACGUGCAAUGCACACACCGCACAUCGACCUCGCUCCCCACCGGCCACUGCGCGAAACCGCGAAAGGAACGAACAUUUGAUUACUCUUCUUCCAUGUCCUGUGUUCUCUAAGCAUCCUCCCUGAUCAGCGCAUCUGGUCGCGAUCCAUCGCCUCCGGCGGCCUUCGAGGAUCCUCAAUUCCCAUGAAGUCCCACAAGAGCUCCCCGAAGCGCUCGGCCGCCAUCGCCGCGCCGGUGGCCUUCCUGCUGGCACUCGGGCUCCUCUCGCUCUACCACUCGGCCUUCUCCCCCCGCCGUUACCCGCGGGUUGUAGAUGUCGCCUCUUCCUCUUCUUCCUCCUCCUCGUCGUCGUCGGGCGACGCCGGGACUUGCGAUCUUACACGAGGCGAGUGGGUGCCGGAGGCCGCCGGGGCGGCGCCGUACUACACGAACCUGACUUGCCCCUUCAUCGACGACCUCCAGAACUGCAUGAAGUUCGGGAAGCCGAGCCUGGAUUUCGUGCGCUGGCGGUGGAGGCCCGACGGGUGCGAGCUCCCCCGCUUCAACGCGGCCAGGUUCCUCGACGCCAUGCGGGGCAAGUCCAUUGCCUUCGUCGGCGACUCCCUCGCCCGGAACCACUUCAAGUCUCUGCUCUGCCUCCUGUCCAGUGUGGCGCAGCCGGCGGAGGUCGUCGGGGCGGCGGAGCGGGAGGUGGACGCGACGGGGAGGGUCGUGCGGCGGGACUUCUACUACGGCAGCCACGACUUCACGGCGUCCCUCUUCUGGUCGCCGUUCCUCGUCAGGGCCAACCUCUCCAACGCCACGAUCGGCAUGUGGGACGUGCACCUGGACGAGCCGGACGCCCGGUGGGCGGCGCACGUCGCGAGCUUCGACCACGUCGUGCUCUCGGGCACCAACUGGUUCCUCCGCCCCUCCGUCUACCACGAGCGCGGCCGCGCCGUGGCGCGCAACAACAACGCCAUCGUCCGCGGCAGCAACCUGCGAGAGCUUGCCGUGCCACGGGCGCUGCGCGCGGCGUUCCGGGUGGCCCUGGGCGCCAUCGUGGACGCGGACGGCGGGUUCGGCGGGAAGGCGGUGCUGAGGACGGUGACGCCGGCGCACUUCGAGAACGGGGAGUGGAACACGGGCGGCGACUGCGUGCGCACGCGCCCGUACCGGCGCGGUGACCGCGCCCUGGGCGCCUUCGAGGCCGAGUACCGCGGCGCGCAGGUGGAGGCGCUGAGGGAGGCCGAGGCGAAAGCGAGGGCGAAGGGGAAGGGGAAGGAGCUGCUGCUGAUGGACGUCACGGGCGCCAUGGACCUGCGGCCGGACGCGCACCCGAGCCGGUACGGGCACCUGCCGGGCGGGACCGUGGAGGGCAACUUCAUCGUCGACUGCCUGCACUGGUGCUUGCCCGGGCCCAUCGACAUGUGGAGCGAGCUGCUCUUCCAGAUGCUGGUUCAUCAGUAGUAAUUACUACAGUAGUGCGACCUCUCGAGCUCGAAUCAUGUGUAGGAACGAUAAUGCGAAUGCAUGCCAAGGCCGUGUUAUAUAUUCUUCGGUUUUUCAGACGCGAAACUGGUCUGUUAAUAGUGUCAAUAUUGUGUGAGAUGUGGAAAUGCAUUGGAUCAAGUGCCUGUGA